UACCUGUGUGGAAAGUCUUAGUAAGUGACUCUAGAAGAUGUGUGAGGAAGAGGACAGCACGGCUCUGGUUUGCGAUAAUGGCUCUGGCCUAUGUAAGGCAGGAUUUGCUGGUGACGAUGCUCCCAGGGCUGUCUUCCCUUCCAUCGUAGGACGUCCAAGGCAUCAGGGUGUGAUGGUAGGCAUGGGACAAAAAGACAGCUAUGUAGGAGAUGAAGCUCAAAGCAAGAGAGGGAUCCUGACCCUGAAAUAUCCCAUCGAACAUGGUAUCAUCACAAACUGGGAUGAUAUGGAGAAGAUUUGGCAUCAUUCAUUCUACAAUGAGCUCCGUGUGGCUCCCGAAGAACAUCCAACCUUACUUACAGAGGCACCUUUGAAUCCAAAGGCUAACCGAGAAAAAAUGACACAGAUUAUGUUUGAGACCUUCAAUGUCCCAGCCAUGUAUGUUGCUAUUCAGGCUGUUCUGUCUCUCUAUGCCUCUGGACGUACAACAGGGAUUGUGCUCGACUCUGGUGAUGGUGUCACCCACAAUGUGCCAAUCUAUGAAGGCUAUGCUCUGCCCCAUGCUAUCAUGCGCCUGGACCUGGCUGGCCGUGAUCUUACCGACUACCUCAUGAAAAUCUUGACAGAACGUGGCUAUUCAUUUGUUACUACUGCUGAGCGUGAAAUUGUCCGUGACAUUAAGGAGAAACUCUGUUAUGUUGCCCUGGAUUUUGAAAAUGAGAUGGCCACUGCUGCUUCUUCAUCGUCCCUCGAAAAAAGCUAUGAGUUACCUGAUGGUCAGGUGAUUACUAUAGGGAAUGAGCGAUUCCGCUGCCCAGAGACCCUCUUUCAACCCUCUUUCAUUGGUAUGGAAUCUGCCGGCAUUCAUGAAACUACCUACAACAGCAUCAUGAAGUGUGAUAUAGAUAUCAGAAAGGACCUUUAUGCAAACAAUGUCCUAUCUGGUGGGACCACCAUGUAUCCUGGCAUUGCAGAUCGUAUGCAAAAGGAGAUCACUGCCCUGGCUCCUAGCACUAUGAAAAUAAAGAUUAUUGCUCCACCUGAGCGCAAGUAUUCGGUCUGGAUUGGAGGAUCUAUUCUUGCUUCUCUUUCUACCUUCCAACAGAUGUGGAUCAGCAAACCAGAGUACGAUGAAGCUGGCCCAUCCAUUGUUCACCGCAAAUGCUUUUGAGUUGCUUCCCCUUCUGUGAAAAAUAUUCUAAUUAGCCUACCCCAAGUACCUUCCGUACAAUUAGCUGGGUUUCCAAUAAGAUGUAUUUGAGGUUUUUAGGGGGCAGAGGAGGAAAGAAUUGUAAACAUGCUUUUCAGGUGCUUUGAAUUUUUAUUAAUAAAUCUCAACUUUUUCAUACUCUACUUGGAGUAAAUAGUAUUCCUUCUCCUCUGGAAAAAGAGUGAGACAUGGCAGAUCAACAUUAUACUAGUCGAUAUUUGCAUUAAAGGUCUAUCAAUAGUGAAUAACCUGAACCUUGAUUAAAGGAAGUUUGUCCUUAAUCAUCCACUGGAGAACACAUAAAGAUAGCAGCUAUUUUUUACAUUUAAGACUUAGACACAUUGUAAUUUAUGUAUAAGUAGAAUUGUUUGCCAUUCCUCCCUAAGUCUUCUGGUUAUAUCUAGUUUUCAGUUCUCCGUGUCCUCUGACUUCUACCUGCUCUGACUCAGAAAAAUCAGUAUUAUUUUGAGGUUCUUUCUUCUACAGUGAAUUUAUAGGGAGGCAACACUGGCCCUUUAGUAAUGCUACAGCAGGUGUUUGGGACUGAAGCUAAUUGAAUAGAAGGAACUGGUGUUUGUGAGCUCACACAUUCAUAGUUCACUUUAUUAUUUGAGCAGUUUUUCCCUGUGUUUCUCAGCAGAAUCUGCUUUGUUCCUGUUAGUGAGUCUGUUCUUUUUUCCAUAUUUCCCAUUCUAUUUUAUAGCUAGUGUAUUUUUAAACAUGCUGCAAACAUUCACAUGUCACACUUAGACACCCCUUAGAAUACUUAUAGGGCAGGAAAACAAUCAUAUAUACUCCAGAGGAGGGGGGAGAAAAAAAAAUUGCAAAGGGGUCAAGACUGUCAUUGUGUCAAGUUCACUUUAUUGUCAUAUUGUUCCAAUAAAAUAACAUACCCGGA
This is a messenger RNA of Pseudonaja textilis, 2108 nucleotides long. The record is from RefSeq and is a predicted model, not a curated record. Lineage: Eukaryota; Metazoa; Chordata; Lepidosauria; Squamata; Elapidae.